AUGAGUGAACAAGAACAGGUCUAUAUGACCGUAAAAGUGUUAUACACUCUGGAUAAUGAUCCAAAUUCAUUUUUAUCGAGAUCCGGUGCUGUGGUUCCAGUGACUGUCGAACAGAUACCAAAUCCAAACAACGAGAAUACCACGUUGAAAAUAGGUGCCGUUGAAGCGGAAAAAGUGUUGAAACAGGUGUGCCAGUCGUCACCCGAACUUUUCCCAGCUUACGAUGGACAGCAAGUGAUGGAUAAGAAUGUGAACUCGGUAGAUUUCAACGUUUACGUGAAAGAUAUAUGUGAAGAGGAUGAACCUUUCGUGUCUUUGGGGUUGCUAUCAAAACUGCGACAAGAAUCAAAUACAGAACAAAAUUACAUGAUCGGACGUGUAUGUACGAAUUUUGCAUCGAUGCUGCAACGGUCCACGUCGCAGAUGAACUCGUUCAACGGAUUUGCCAGCAAAAACACUCUUGAGAUAAAAGUACGGUUUUCAAAAGUGAUGACAAGAGCGAAUUCCAGACGUUCAUCGAUAAGUGGGAAUAAUCAGCCUGCUGGAUUAUCCAUUAGUGCCGCAACGCCGGUUGCUUCUUCGGCUCCUUCCCCUGCUGUGCCCACAAAGGCAAGAAGGAUGCCCUCGAUGAACAACGUGAGAAGGCCAUCCAUAACAGGUUCCAAUCAAUCUGCAUACAGUAAGAAGAAAAGAGAUACAAACCCAAUGCCUGCUCCAAAAGCUGUUAGAACGCAGUCGCUGCCAAUAUGGAAUAAUCCUGGCAUCCCAAGAAAUUCAAUCGCUCAUAAGAUCUACAUGGCUGAUAGGAGUAAAGAGCAAAAUCAACCGCCAUCAGAUUCCAAACAGGAGAAGAAACUUACCUACCAGAUAUCCUCUUUACAACAGGAUAACUCAGUAUCGAAGUUCAAGGUGGACGAUUCAAUAUCUAAACGGUUUGAUUUUAUGAAGAAGAAGAGUUCAACUGGGAAAAAGAGUAAUAGCAGCAGUAGUAAUACCAAGAACAAUGCUUCUAUCACAACAAAUUCUAAGAAGCAGAAAAGAGUACAUUCCGCCAAUUCUAACCAAGAAACCACCGAGGAGAACGUGGAAAUGGAACUGCGGGCACCUGAAAUAUUCAACAAAGAAAAUAUUCCUCCCGUGGAAUCGAAUAUCGAAGAUUUGCUUCUAGAUUUAGGAUCUUCUAAUGAGGAAUGGUUCCAAGGAUUGUUCCAGUCACCAGCCAAAAAGACACCAAAUGAUAUUAACACUUUCAAUGGUAUUCCCAUCGAUGUCGAUAGAACUUCACCAAUAGAUACACUCUCAAUGCCCUUAGUAGAUUUAGAACCAAAUUCGGACGGUGCUAUUCAAGUAAGUACUGGUGAGCAAUUGAAGAAGCUAUCCUUAUUGCCUAACAUAAAGAAAAGGAAGCUUGGAUUGGCUGAUGGUGACACACCAAUCAACGAUGCUGUUGCAUUAGAAGAAGACGACGCAGAUGAGGAAGUUAUUGUAGAAGAUGAUGAUGCAACUUCUAUAAUGUUGCAAUUCAGUACUUCUCCAUCUAUAGUACAAGAUGCCUCUUCUUCAAGCUCAAAGCCAACUGUUCCAGUAAUUUUAGAAGAAGACGAAGAUCAAGAACAGUCGCACCUACUUGACCAAGCACAACAAAAAUGUGCCAAUCAACACCAGAAAAACAGAAACUCACAGCUGGAUUCUGAUGAUGAUUUUGAUUCAAAGAAGAGAUCAACGGCUAUGCCUUCUUCUCCAACUGCAAUGUUCCAGUAUCAAAUCGAUGAACCAAGCACAGAAAGUGAACAUGAUUUUUCCAAUGCCAGACAAAAGCUUGAUCAGGAUUCUACCCCAGCAACUCAAUACGGCUUCAGUGAUGACAAACGUUUAGAGUAUUCAAUGAAAUAG
Messenger RNA from Kluyveromyces lactis, 1893 nucleotides. RefSeq names its product Spt21p (gene SPT21). Lineage: Eukaryota; Fungi; Ascomycota; Saccharomycetes; Saccharomycetales; Saccharomycetaceae. The transcript has a single exon. Bases 1 to 1893 code for a protein of 630 amino acids. Gene Ontology annotation, biological process: rDNA heterochromatin formation; regulation of transcription by RNA polymerase II; silent mating-type cassette heterochromatin formation. The record is from RefSeq and is a predicted model, not a curated record.